GGAACAGAACUGUCUCAUGAGUUCCUGCAGCUGCCAUCUCUUGGACAACCCUUUGAACUUGGACUGCUGUAUGACUGCAGAAGUCAUUCCCUGAUUUCAGGCAUGACUUUGUGGAACAAAGAGACAUUGAAAAACAGUUGUGAUGAACAACCGCAGUAUGACACACAGUUUAACAUCACUACAGCAGAUGACUUUGACCAGAAACAUUCAGCUUUAAAUGUGAGUGCAUCCCUUAAGCUUAGUGUCUAUGGAGGACUAAUAAAGCUGCAAGGGUCAGGAAAGUAUCUUUCUGAUACUAAGUCCUCCAAAAAGCAGGCUCGUGUAACUCUACAGUACUACACAACCACAAAAUACAAAUCCUUAAGAAUGUAUCAGCUGGAACAAGAGGCUAUUCAGGACCCACACAUUUUUGAGAAAGAUAUAGCAACUCAUGUUGUUUCUGCUAUAUUAUAUGGUGCACAAGCUUUUUUCAUCUUUGAUCAGCAUGUCUCAACAGAAAAUGAGCUGCAAAAUGCAGAGGGACACAUGCUUGCCGAAAUCAGAAAAAUACCGAAAGCGAACAAUGAAUGUCAAGCAAAGCAAAACAAUGAACAAUUUCAUUGCACGUUUUAUGGUGAUUUCAUACUUAAGAAAAAGCCAGUAACCUAUGAAGAUGCUGUCCACACAUACUCAGAACUUCCAAAAAUGCUCGGGGAAAACGGUGAGCAUGCCGUUCCACUAACAGUUUGGUUACUCCCAUUAAACAAAAUAAACUCAAAAGCAGCGUCUGUAGUACAAAAAAUCAGUGUCUCGUUAGUCGCACAAACACAAAAUAUCCUAGAAGAGUUUCUUAGCAUUGAAAUGCAUUGCAAUGAUUCUUUAAAAGACAGCAUUGUAUCUAGUUUUCCUGCAAUACAGAAAAAGAUUCAACAUUUCAAGGCAUAUUGUUAUGAGUACAAAAUCAUUUUGCAAAAGGAUUUGAGAGACAUAUUAUCAUCAAUUUGUAGUAAUGAGGUUGUAGAACAGAAACUUUCACAUCUCUUAAUAAGUAACGAGAGCUCCCCAUUUAAUAACCGCUCAGUAAAAGAGUGGAUUGCUAAUAUGCUGAGAGAGAAAACACUGAUUAGUAGUUAUAGUACCAUGUUUUUGGGAGACAACUGUAUAGAAACAAACAACCAGUUUGAGGGGAAACAGUCCAACCAGCAUAACAUAAAAAUUUGUUCAGACCUUGAACUGGAGAAAGAACUAUGUGAUGUAACGGUAGACUAUGUUGUGUGUUUUAACUUCACCUCUCUGAAUGAAGGAAAUGACUAUGUUACUGAGCUUGCAACAUAUCUGAAGAAGUAUCAGACAACGUUGCAGCAACAAAGUGCGCAAGGUACUUGGAAGUGUACAAAGAAAACUGAACCAUGGUUUUUAUCUAAGGAAAUGCGUAAAAACAUGAAGGAACUUGCAGAACGUUUCAUUGAAUUUGCAACAGCUAAUGCAAUGCACAAAAAAACAAAGUUCUUAGUUACUUCCACAAAUGAUGAAACAUGCAAAGGUGCAUCCAUAUUUUUGUACGAGAAUGGAGUCCUGAAAAAUAGACAAUUUCAUCCCCCAUCUAAACCUGGCACUCCGAUAGUCUUUGAGCCAGGAUAUACCGAUGUGAUGCUAAAAAUACAACCACCACAGUAUGGAGCUGAGAAUAUUAAAAAAUACAUUGUAGAAUACAAUACUCCUGGCACGACAGAGUGGAAGUCUUUUGAAACACAAAAUACGUUAUUUCCUGUAACUGAUUUACAGGAGAUUACUGAGUAUGAAUUUCGGUGCAAAGCAGUGUGUGAUCCAGGGAUGAGCAUGACCAGUGACAUGAGUGAAUGUAUAUUCACCGGUUAUAAACCAGAAGGAACAAUAAGUCACUUUGAGCCUGUUCCAUAUACUUUACCACUGAAAGAUGGACUUCCUUAUGGUUCAGAAGUUACAAUUUUUGGUGAAGUGAAGAGAGAUGCUCACAGGUAG
This is a messenger RNA of Protopterus annectens (West African lungfish), 1980 nucleotides long. RefSeq names its product neoverrucotoxin subunit alpha-like. Gene Ontology annotation, molecular function: protein binding; carbohydrate binding. The transcript is spliced from 4 exons. The record is from RefSeq and is a predicted model, not a curated record. The coding region runs from base 103 to 1980 and encodes 625 amino acids. Lineage: Eukaryota; Metazoa; Chordata; Ceratodontiformes; Protopteridae.